Messenger RNA from Cimex lectularius (bed bug), 2536 nucleotides. RefSeq lists its product as uncharacterized. The record is from RefSeq and is a predicted model, not a curated record. The transcript is spliced from 2 exons. The coding region runs from base 73 to 699 and encodes 208 amino acids. Gene Ontology annotation, biological process: regulation of transcription by RNA polymerase II. Gene Ontology annotation, molecular function: DNA binding. Gene Ontology annotation, cellular component: transcription regulator complex; nucleus. NCBI's taxonomy places the organism in Eukaryota, Metazoa, Arthropoda, Insecta, Hemiptera, Cimicidae.
GAGGGUGCACAGUUCGCCCGCUCGAUACCCGAGUAACAAGGGUGGAAAAGGGGUGCAAUUUUCCGGGGGGAAAUGAAAGAGGACCUCGAGUACAACGUGCGCUUUGUCAAAUCCGUCGAAAGGCAGAGAUGCAUUUACGAUUUCACGCUCGCCGAUUAUUCGAACAAAGAGAAGCAAGAGGAGGCGUGGAUGAACAUCUCAAAGGAAAUGGGCUCACCCGUUGGUGAUUGCAAAGAGCGUUGGAGAAAUUUAAGAGGGGGCUUGACAAGGCACUUGAAACUUGAAUCUAAGAAAAAUAUCAGAAGAAGAAAACCUUACUAUUUGACCGAGUAUAUGCAGUUUAUUGUUCCGUUCACUAAGACACGCUCCCGAGCCGUUCUUCCACUAAUACAAAACAACCUGGAUCCAGACGACGUUUUUGUUAGUGACAAAGUCGAAGAAGAGGAAGAGGAGGAGGACGAAGGUUUGGAACUGAUGCAGCCCCCGGCCAUUGUACCAGCAGGGAAAAGAUCCGGUUCACCUGAUGGUGAGUCGUCUGAGUCUUUUUUCAAGUUCAAGAGGCCCAGGGAAGAUUCUGACAGCGACCCGGAUAUGAAUUUCUUCAUCAGCCUCCUCCCUGAUGUACGCUGCAUGGAUUCGUCGCAGAAGCGGCAGAUGAAAAUGGGCGUUCUCAAGCUGAUAGAUGACAUCCUUACGUAGCCUUCAGCUCCUGUCGGCGACCUAAAUGACUGGAACAUCGCUGACACCAACUCCCUUGGUUCUGAUAUUCUUUGGUGAUUUUUAAAAUUUUAAUAUGACAUUUAUUAAUCUUUUAUUAGUCUUGGUGGUGACUUUUUCCUUUUUGUAAAAGGUAAAUUCUUAUAUUUGACUCUUUUUUGUGUAUAUUCAGUAGUAUAUGUGAAUUUGGACAUUUCUGGCAUAAAUUGGAAUUUAAAAAGUGUAGCCCCCUGUCGUUCUUUGUUUUCUCAAAUAUUGUUUUAGCAAUUAAAUAUAUAUUAAAAUAAUAAAUGUCAGUGCCUAGCACUUUAAAAAGUAAGCAACAAUAAAAAAUUGAAUGAAAGCAAAAAACUUUGUUAUAAGCGCUACAGAUACCUGAAGUUCGGGUUUUUUGUCUUUUCAUUUAAAACAUUUCUACCUGAUUUUUAAAGUCAUGUAAUUAGCAGGUAUUUCAAUGUUACCACCUGGUUAGAGUAGAGAAACAUCAAAGACUUUCAUCCUGAAAUCAAUGAUGGACAAGAAAUAUAUUAUUUUGAAUUAUUUAUAAAAACCCUUGAAUUUGUUUAUAUAUUUAAAUGUGUAUUCUUCUUUUUUAAUAUUAAAAACCGGAUAUAUGUCGUUUUCAUCUAGCCGCUGGGAAUAUAACAUUUACCAAUUGUUCCAAAUUCAACAGCAAUUUAAAAUUAUUCUUCAGCUUUUUAGAAAAAUAAGUAAAGGGGUGUGGUCUUCAAUAUAUACAAGACGUUUUUGAAGGAUUUGUAAUUUUAUUGUGAUAAAAAGCAGAAGAAAAAGCCAAAUAUUCUAAUAUCCCUAUUUGUGCUAAAUCUAAGGGGAAAAGGGUGCAGGGUUUUAGGUAUGGUAUUGAUACGAAGUGAUUUUAUAAAGUAAUCUUUUAAAUUGUAAAUAAAUUGCUAUAUUUAUUGUUUUUGUGUGUUAUUUGUAAAAUGUAAAAAUAUUUUAUCUGUGUUAUUAAAAGUAUUUUCACAUAUUUGUUCAUCUUCGAACGUUUUGGAACCAAAGAGAAAGCAUUUAAUUAAAUGAAUGAAUUAAAAAGGACGAUAUUUUGUUGGACUUUAUAACACCGUCCAGUACCAAUGGAUAGUAUUGAAUUUGAUGAUACGCGUUCUACUAAAAACUGUGAUUGUUUGUGAUUUAUUAAGAGUGAAGAAGAAAAAAUAGAAUGAGAAUACGUUUCAUUUUUCAUUUAUUAUAUAAAUUAAUGAAUUAUUGAGGGAGAAUAAAAUAAAAAUGCAGCAGGAUUAAUUGGUUUAUAACUAAGCAGUAUUAAGCAUUAAAUAAAAGCUCAGUUUUGAUAGAAAGUUAUUUAUAAGCUAAUUUACUUUGCUAAUUAGACAUUUAGCAUGAUUGAUGAUUUUUCAAAAACAACAUUCUUACUUAAAACAAAUUUAUUUUAUUUAGAUCCUGCGCAUAAUUUUACAGAAAUUCUGAUUUAAUUAAUGUACAUAUAUUUUAUCAUUUAUCUUUCAAAAUGUAAGUUGUAAAUAUUGUAAAGAAGUUGUUUAGGUUCUGUGUCAGCAUUUAAAGAAUACUUUUCAUUUAGUAUUACCAGAAAUUGAUGUUUUUCCUAAUCACUUUUUACCAGAUACUAUAGAGUAAGUUUAAACGCUGGAAUAGCCAACAAGUCAAAGCUAAAUGUAAUAAAAACAAUGUAGUUAAAUAAUAAUUAUAAUGUUAAAAGCAUAAUUUUAUUUUAUUUUACAUUUUUAAAGUUAGACUAUUCUAGUAUUUGGGAUUUACACAUUGUGGCCUAUAAUAUUUUAUUUACUUAUUAUUUUGUGCAGAACUUAAAUAAUUUACA